Messenger RNA from Diatraea saccharalis (sugarcane borer), 1070 nucleotides. NCBI's taxonomy places the organism in Eukaryota, Metazoa, Arthropoda, Insecta, Lepidoptera, Crambidae. The record is from the annotation of a GenBank genome assembly.
AGCCGUGUUGUUGGGAAACGUAGAUCGAGUGAGAAAUAAAGAAUACUUUAUAAUAGUAAGAAACUACCCACUGUUUGUGAAUAAAGACUGUUGGUUGUCAACAAAGGUCUUUGAACUAUACGCAAAAUCUAGUUCCUAUUAGAAAAGAUGUCAGAUAAUAAAUCUGAAAACGAUAUAAAAGAAAAGAUCUUAAAUUUGGCUAAAAAGAAUCCUAAAGGCAUCACUGAUAAAGACAUCACUGUUGCAAUACCAGAACUAAAAGCAUCAGACCUCGUUAUUGUCUUAAACAAACUGUUACAACAAGGUUGCUUUGAUCUAUACAAUCAAGGGGGUUCACUUUCAUACAGAUUGAAAACGCAAGUAAAUAAACAAGCAGUAAAAGGAGCUGACAAUGAAGAAAAAGUAGUUUUUAAUUUAAUUGAAGAAGCAGAUAAUAAAGGUAUAUGGAUUCGGGAUAUAAGGGUACGAUCAAAUUUAGCAAAUACUCAAUUAACAAAAGUGUUGAAGAGUCUUGAAAGCAAGAAAUUAAUAAAAGCUGUCAAAUGUGUAAAUGCAUCUAAAAAGAAAGUUUAUAUGUUAUACAAUUUGGAACCUGACCGAUCAAUAUCUGGUGGAGCAUGGUAUCAAGAUCAAGAUUUUGAAUCUGAAUUUGUAGAUAUUUUGAACCGACAAUGUCAUAGAUUUUUGCAGCAAAGAGCUGAUAAAAUAAAAAAUAAUCCACGUGGGCCUAUAAUUGGGAGAACUCAAUCAUAUGCAACUGCUGCUGAAGUGCAAAAGUAUAUUACAGAUCUAGGAAUAAGUAAUGUGAAGCUGGAAGUUGAAGAUGUAAUCACUAUAUUAAAUACUUUAGUGUAUGAUGGUAAAGCUGAAAGCAGUGUGUAUCCUGAUGGCAGCAAAGUAUAUCGUGCUAUUGAAUCCCUUAUACCUGCACCAGGAAUAGUUCAAGUUCCAUGUGGUAUUUGCCCACUAGUACUUAAGUGUUGUUCCACUGGACUUGUUACGCCACAAAGCUGUACAUAUAUGACUGAAUGGCUAGAAUAACUAAUUUACUCCUAUUAAAUCAUUUUGCA